Messenger RNA from Ilex paraguariensis (yerba mate), 861 nucleotides. Lineage: Eukaryota; Viridiplantae; Streptophyta; Magnoliopsida; Aquifoliales; Aquifoliaceae. The record is from the annotation of a GenBank genome assembly.
AUGUCGACUCCUUCAGAAACCAUAAACUUCUGCGGACUCCUCUCCGAAACAAAUCGCAUACGCCGUACCAAUUCUCUCCUCUUCUUUGCCCUCUCUGGCCUUUUCCUCUUCCCCCUCUCUUUAUCUACCCUCAUCUACCCCACUCUUCAAUCCAGCCUCUCCCAAUACGAUGCCGUCAAUACCCAAAUCCUCCAUCACAACCCCACUGAAACUCUGAUUCUCUAUCUGCUCUACACCCUCUUCGUCACCCUCCUCUCUCUCUGUGCCACAUCCACAAUUACCUACACCGCCUUCCAUGGAUUCUACGGUACACCCGUCAAAUUCAAAUCCGCCAUUAAAUCACUCGUCUACUCAGUCCCACCUCUUGUGAUCACGAUGGUAGUUUCACAGAUAAUUGUAGCUCUGAUAGGUAUGAUUUUCGGCAUUCUUGUCGCUUUGUUGUACACAGGGUCGCAGUUUUUUGGGUUCGAAAUCGAUUAUAAUUCGAAUUAUUUCAUUGGGCUUUGCAUAUUUCUCGCGAUCUUACUUGGGUUGAUCGUGAUUUGGUUACAAGUGAAUUGGGCCUUGGCUAGUGUAAUUGUGGUGGUGGAAUCAAAAUGGGGGAUCGAGCCGUUGCGUCGAAGUACCCAUUUGAUGAAGGGAAUGAAAGGACUUUGGUUGUCGAUACUGUUAUUGUACGGGUUCCCUAUUGGGUUCUUCAGCUGGGCAAAUUCGACGCCGGUGAUUUUGGUAGCAAAUACAGUGUUGUACAUGUAUUGCAAGGCUUUUCAUGGUGAAUUGGCGUUGCAGAGUGGUGAUGAGUUUGCACCAGAGUAUACUAGCGUGCCCAUUGAUGAUGACAAAGUAGCUCACGGUGUUUAA